GGCGGGGCGGAAGGGGCGGGGGUGCCGGGAAACUGACGGCCAUGGGCGAGCUGUGCCCGCGGGAUGGGGAUGGGAGCGCCUACAGCCUCCGGCCCGGGCUGCAGCGGCGAUUUAAAUCAUCCACAGUAAAAGAAUGCAUCCAUGCGAUACUGAAGGAGAAGCUGGCUAACGUACAGUUCAUCCCAGAAGAAAUACCUCAGCUUACAAAGUCUUUAUCAGAGAUAAUAAAAGACAGACUGAAACAGGAGGGAUUUGACAGGUACAAAAUGGUGGUGCAGGUUGUGAUUGGAGAGCAGAGAGGAGAAGGAGUGAACAUGGCUGCACGAUGUUUCUGGGAUGCUGACACUGACAGCUAUGCUCACGAUGUGUUCAUGAAUGACAGCCUGUUUUGUGUGGUGGCUGCAUUUGGCUGCUUCUACUAUUGAAGAUGCCAAACACUGCAGGGAACAGGGGUGGGGGAGAACGCCUUAGGGUAUUUUUUGUUAACAUGCACAAAAGCAUUGUGUUCUUCCUUUAGUACCUGACAGAGUAACAGCUCUACCAAGUAUGUCCUAUAUGUCUUCUACACACUACAACAUUCCUUCUUCCUUGUGGAUAUCAAUAUAGCUUUAAGGACAAUAAUAAUAUGCCCUUUAUUUAAACCAUCCUUUGUUUUUAUAUAGUGUGUUGGGUUUGUCCGAAAAAAAGCAUAUUGCCAGUAGCCAGUGUUUCCAAGGCAAACUCAACUGUCAUCUUGAAAUUCAUUUGUUAAUGAAUGAAAUAUUUAUAAGAAAUGCAAGAUAAUAAAUCUAUGUAU
Cuculus canorus (common cuckoo) is the source of this 796-nucleotide messenger RNA. RefSeq names its product dynein light chain Tctex-type 2B (gene DYNLT2B). The record is from RefSeq and is a predicted model, not a curated record. Bases 42 to 425 code for a protein of 127 amino acids. The transcript has 5 exons. Gene Ontology annotation, molecular function: dynein intermediate chain binding. Gene Ontology annotation, cellular component: cytoplasmic dynein complex; cytoplasm. Gene Ontology annotation, biological process: microtubule-based movement. Lineage: Eukaryota; Metazoa; Chordata; Aves; Cuculiformes; Cuculidae.